AGUGGUUAGCUAAAGUAAUACCAUACUGGGUAGCCAGUUUUGGUGCGGUGUGGCGAGGUACUUCGUGCCAGUGGCAGAUCUUCCGUGUUGCAAAUCUCCUCGACUCGUCGAACCAGAUUUAUGUAGGCUGGUCUCUCAUUGUCUCAUUGAAAGAUCUUAAAUGUUGAGGUUACCUUCAAUCUUGUGGGUUUGACGACGUUUUGUAGGCCUUGGCUAAUUAACCGAUGGGGAUGUGACAACGUUAAUUUCAUCUGUUUGAAAACGUUCAAUAGUCGUUUAGUUAGGAGAACAAGAAGAAUUGUGAAAGAAGUUUUACAAUGUCUGUCAAUCUGAGUAAAAAUGGUACGGAGCUUUCGGCCGCUUAUGGUGAAGUUUUGGACAGGAAAAGUAGCACAAACUGGGCGCUAUUUACAUAUGAGGGAAAUACAAAUGACAUCCGAGUGGCAGGAACAGGAGAUGGUGGACUGGAGGAGAUGGUGGAAGAGCUUAACAGUGGGAAAGUGAUGUAUGCCUUCUGCCGGGUCCUGGAUGACAACUGUGGAGUGCCAAAAUAUGUCCUGAUAAAUUGGACUGGAGAAGGAGUCAAAGAAGUUAGAAAAGGAACUUGUGCCAAUCAUGUCCGAUCCAUGGCUAAUUUUCUGAGGGGUGCCCAUGUGACCAUCAAUGCUCGGUCAGAGGACGAUGUUGAGCCAGAGGAAAUAAUGCAGCAGGUGGCCAAGGCUGCGGGUGUAAACUACAGUAUCCACAAAGAGUCCAAUUCCAACAGCAAAUACAAAGACUCUGGUCCUGGACUUCCUGUGGGUUCAGUCUACCAGAAGACCAGCGCUAUCGAUGAGAUCAAAGGAAUAAACAGGGACAAUUUCUGGGCGCAGGCUGAGCAAGAUGAAAAGACUCGUCGCCUGGAGGAGCGCAAGAAGGUGAACGAGGACCGCCAGCGUUUGGAGAGAGAGAGGCAAGAGAGGGAUGAGAAGGAGGCUGCAGAACGUGUGCGGCGAGAAAAGGAGAGAGGUAGUCAGAUUGACCAACAGAGACAAUUUGAAAAGAAACUGGAGGCUGAAAACCAAGAAAAGGAACGGCAACAGUUGGAGGAGCAGGAGAGGCAGCAGGCUUCAGAGAGAAGGGGGAUAAAGAAAGCUGAGUCUGUUCAGAAAGCCAAUGAGGCUGCGUCCCUUAUCUCCCAGCGAUCUGUCAACCCAAGGGAUUUGUUUAAACAGAUGGAGAGAAGUCCGUCUGGGAGCAACGGGGUCGCGACAUCUGUCUCCCAGCCAGGGCGUUUGAGAAGCCCAUUCCUGUCCAAACAGUCCAGCGACGAGAGACCCCCAUCUCCCCAGCCUAUUUGUGUAAAAAAACCUGAUCCUGUUGGAUACCUUAUUGAAGAAAAAGAAACAACACCAUAUGAGCCUGAAGUUGUUCCAGAACCUGUACCAGAGCCUGUUGCUGUGGAUCACUUUACUCAUGAUGAUGUGGAGGAAUUUGAUGAUGAAUGGCAAGAUUCAGAGGGAUCAGAAACAGCUGGAGGAGAGGAGACACAACCGGUUGGGACACACGAAGAUCAACUCUAUGAGACUGUUGCUGAAAUCAAUGAUGAUGCCUCCCAAUAUGCCCAAGAUGCAGCUGACUCCACUGCAGUGGGAGAGGAUGCUGGGAGGAGCAUCAGUGCUAGGGCUCUAUAUGACUACCAAGCUACGGACGAUACAGAGAUCACCUUUGACCCAAAUGACAUCAUAACUGGAAUCGAGAUGAUUGAUGAAGGAUGGUGGCGAGGAUAUGGCCCUGAUGGCAACUAUGGAAUGUUCCCGGCCAAUUACGUGGAAUUACUGUAAACAAAGAAAGGCCUGACAUAAGAUUGUAUUGUCAUGACAUGAUCGUGAGCGAGAAAGCGAAUGGAAGCAUAUUUUAAAUCUGUUGAUCAAGAUAAGGUCAUUCAAAUCAUGGGUUUGUGAUGUUAGAUUGUAUAAAAUAAAUCAUUUUUGUUAACUUGAGUAAUAAACAUACUUUGGUGAUAAA
Alosa sapidissima (American shad) is the source of this 2007-nucleotide messenger RNA. RefSeq names its product drebrin-like a (gene dbnla). Gene Ontology annotation, cellular component: actin filament; postsynaptic membrane; postsynaptic density. The coding region runs from base 318 to 1823 and encodes 501 amino acids. The record is from RefSeq and is a predicted model, not a curated record. Gene Ontology annotation, molecular function: actin filament binding. Lineage: Eukaryota; Metazoa; Chordata; Actinopteri; Clupeiformes; Clupeidae. The transcript is spliced from 15 exons. Gene Ontology annotation, biological process: positive regulation of axon extension; positive regulation of dendritic spine morphogenesis; neuron projection morphogenesis.